AUGCAGAAAGCACCUGACCUGACUGCACAGUGGUCAGGGUUGCCUGAGCAGCGUGCUGCCGCCCUCUCUGAAGAGCCCCAACUUCUGUGCGUUCCCAGGGCCACAGCUGCCUGGCUGCUGUCAGGCCCCUCUCUGACCCCAGUUCUGAGAGGCCUUGCUCCAGGACUUCACCGGUUGCUGGCAGUGGCGGAGGCCUGCAAGCUGGCAGCAGCCUUCAGUGCCUACACACCCCUGUUCGUGCUCACGGCAGUGAACGUCCGCGGCACAUGCUUGCUGUCAUACAGCAGCUCCAGGGGCUGCCCUCCAGACCAGAGGAGCUCGUAUCUGUAUGAGGCCAAGGAGGCCUUCGAGAUCGGCCUCCUGACCAAGAAGGACGUCGACGAGCCAGCCACGGGGAAGCAGGAGCUCCACAGCCUGCUGAAGGCAGCCUUCAGCCUCACCACCGUGCACCGGAGACUCCACGGGGACACGGACGCCGUGUGCGAGGCCAGCCGGCUCUGUCUUGAAGCUCUGGGGAUGCUGUACAGGUUCGGCUCCUCCUCAGGGAGUCAGGAUAGAGAGGCUCUGCCCCACGAAAUCCUGUCUGGGAUCAGCCUUGUGAAGGGUCACUUUCAGGUCCAGAGCUUCUCAAAUUCGGACGACAGGUCCUACAUUCCGGACAGCUUCAAGUGCAGCUUGGAUGGACCUGUCCUGCAUGGAAGAGUGGAUUUCCAAAGCAUCCUCACAGCCCACUCGCAGCACCACACCUCAGUGUGCGAGGUUUUUCAAAGCACCUGCAGAAACAGCAAGAAUAAAGAGAAAAAAGUAAAAACAGAAGUCUGCAUCACUGCCUUAAAAACAGAAACUAUAACUCUGGACACCAUGAGUGCCACUCAGUGUGAAGUGCGGCCUCCCAGAGGCCAGGGCACAGCCUCCUCCUGGAUGGCAGAGAGUGGUGAGAAGCCAGGGUGGAUGGGGAGGGUAGCCGGGGCUCACUCUGAGGCCUUCCCAGUUGCCCUGGAUCAAGAGGUGGAGAAGGAGAGGGAGCCACCUGGUCACAGUGGCGAUGUUUUGAACAAGUCACCGGGAGACAGCAGGAGCUCCUGGACCUGGGGUGCGCUGUCGCUGUCUGGGCUGAGCUCCUCUGCGAGCUGGGAGCAGCUGAACUAUCCCAAGGAGCCCGGGUCAGCCAGCAGAGCAGAGGCCUUCAUGGACGCCCCUUGGCCCUCCACUUCAUUCGAGGAGCCCAAGAGGCAUGUGGACAGCAGGGUCCUGUGCUUACUGUCUUCAGACCUCCCUGGUCCCUCCCUCCAGGCACCCCAGGGCAACAAUGAAGCGCUUUCACCAGGUCAGGCACACAAAGCCCUGUACUCAGCUGCCUUCCCUCCCCACUGCACUCCCUAUGCCUGGGUGGCCCCUGCUGCUGGGCUGUCUGGGUCGGCAAGGGCCCCCCAAAAUGCUCCUACUCCCUCCAUGCCCUCCUGUGCUUUUCUGUCUGACUCUGAUCUGCACACAGACAGGGCCGCAUGCCAUCCCGUGGGAGAGGAAGCCUUUGAGAUCCUUGAUUUUGGAGAAACCAGCUGUGAUGUCCCAGAUGGGCUUGGGGCAGAAGCUGCAGAAGUCUGUGACUGGGGCGCAGGCCCCGCAUGUGAAGAUGUCCCCUCGUGGGUGGACCCCAAAGGAGAGACAGUAGAAGGCACCCACAAUGCACCCUUGGGCAAUCUCACCGCACUGGGUGGUUCACGGGGCAACAGUGCCAGGCUGCAGUGUGGCUCUUUCCUUCCCGGUUUUCUCUUUCAACAUCUUGGCUCGGGCGAGGCUGGUGGCUCCAUGGAAGAGCUGGGCAUCAACCCUGAUGCCCCCAUGGAGGACAAAGGGGGCCACUUGCUUGGCAGUGCCCGGGUCCCCUCCACAGCUGAACCUGGCCCCAGCCCACCAGGUGCUCCGAGGCAGCCACUGGGGCAAAGGUUGGGGACCCCCAGCCCCCCUGCAGGCAGCAGCACCCCCUUCCAGGUCCUCAGCCAGGAUUGUGCCACCACGGAGGAGGGAGAUGCAGCUGGACACGCGCUCAGCUGCAGCCAGAACCUGGGCUCCUCACUGGCCUGGUGGCUGAAGUCGCCUGCACUCUCCUGCGGCUCCUCUGACCGGGAGAACUCCUGGUCCUUCCUGAAUUCCAGCGGAAGCUCCGUGGAGUCCUGGCCAGGGAUGACGCGGCAGGAGGUCAUGGAGACUCGCACCCUGCAGCCCGCUGACCUGGAGAAGCUGCUGGCCGGCGUGGGCCACGGCUGGCUGCUGCAGAGGCUGGAGAACAUGGGCGAGUUCAAGCCCAGCCAGCUGCACAGAGCUCACAAUGCUCUUCUGUUAAAAUAUUCCAAAAAGUCUGAACUGUGGACAGCCCAAGAAACUGCUGUGUAUUCGGGGGACUACCUGAAUGUGAAGAAGAAAGGAAAGCAGAGAAAUGCCUUCUGGGUUCACUAUCUUCACCAAGAAGAAACUCUGGGGAGGUAUGUUGGGAAGGAAUACCGAGAGCAGAAGGGGCUCUGGCACCACUUCAUUGAUGUGGAGAGGCAGAUGACUGCACAGCACUACGUGACAGAGUUUAACAAGAGACUGUAUGAGCAGAAGAUCCCGACACAGAUAUUCUACAUCCCGUCCACAGUAUUACUGAUUUUAGAAGGCAACACAAUAAAGGGAUGUAUCAGUGUAGAACCUUACAUACUGGGAGAAUUUGUAAAAUUAUCAAAUAACACGAAACUGGUGAAAACAGAAUACAAAGCAACAGAAUAUGGCUUAGCUUAUGGCCAUUUUUCUUAUGAGUUUUCUAAUCAUAGAGAUGUUGUGGUUGAUUUACAAGGUUGGGUGACUGGUAAUGGAAAGGGGCUCAUCUACCUCACAGACCCUCAGAUUCACUCUGUUGAUCAGAAAGAUGUCACUACCAAUUUUGGAAAGAGAGGCAUCUUUUACUUCUUUAAUAACCAACAUGUGAAAUGUAAUGAAAUAUGCCAUCGUCUUUCUUUGACUAGACCUUCAGUGGAGAAACCAGAUAAGCUGUAGACAGUGGAUGGAUAGCAUGACCACCUUUCUGCUCACUGGGAUCAAGUUCUCGCCUUCCAGGGACAUAGAACCUGGCAGUGUGGUCCUGCAGGGCUUGGGCAGGCCUUGGGGGAGAGGGGUUGAGGGGGCCACUUUCAGGCCUGCAUUAAGUUGCCAGUACAAGAUCCUGUGCUUCCCUUUCCCUCUAACACAGUGACCAGGAAUGUGUCAGGAAGUAGCUGCUAAUGAGCAUCAGUCCUGCACUGAAGACAGGAUGGAAAACAGCCCCAGUCACCCACAGUGGAUCCAAAGCUCAGCUGAGAACUAAACCAUUGUCUAAGCCAUUGAGAUGUUGGAGCUUUUGGUCAUUAUCUGUCAAGACUGAGAAUAACACUGAUUUUUCCUGUUGAUUUAAGAGUUCUUCAUAUAUUAAAGAAUUCAGGGGUUUGUGAUAUGAAUUCCAA
Heterocephalus glaber (naked mole-rat) is the source of this 3476-nucleotide messenger RNA. NCBI's taxonomy places the organism in Eukaryota, Metazoa, Chordata, Mammalia, Rodentia, Bathyergidae. The record is from RefSeq and is a predicted model, not a curated record.